GUUAACGUCCUGAUGAUAGUUUCCCUGAAAGCUUAGCACGUAUAUGCCUUAACAUCAUCUCAUAAUUGUCACAAAAUGGAAAAAAAUAUUAUGAAUCUGAUUUAGUUUGUAACCAAUGUAGCUGAACGAUAAUGGCGUGUAUAUCCUCACCAACAUUGUUCUUCCUGUUGAUCGGUUUGCUUGGCAAGAUGAAUGGAGCACAAGUGAUGGAUUGUUUUCCAUGUGCAUGUGUUUCCGAAGAAGACAAUGAUCUGUACAGAGUUGACUGUAGAUCCAAUCAUAAUCUAGAAGGUAGACUACCGGACUUCAAGCACAUAAACGAAAGUCAGAUUCUGUCACUGGACAUGUCGCAUAGCAACCUUGUAAAUCUUACGGACAAAACUGAGACACCUUUUCAAAAUUACAGUAGCUUGAAGGAGUUGUAUUUGAUAAACACUUCGAUAAAUUCGAUGAAAAAUGACUGUGCGACAUUGCAAAGCAAAACAUUUAUCGGAUUGCACAAGCUUGAAUAUCUUAAUAUCGCACAUAAUGAACAAUAUUCAGUUACCAAUGAAACCGACAGUAACAUCUUCGAAAGAUUAUUAUCUCUGAAGAAACUAAUUAUGUAUCAAGCAAAUUUAAUAGCAACGGCUCAACAUUCUGGUUAUCCCGGAGAAAUUUUGAACAAACUUCCUGCCUUAGAAGAAAUAUGGAUCGAUGGAUUCUCGAUUGUUCCAUUUGGAGAAGAGUUUAAACAUAUGCCCAACCUGAAAAUUAUUAGGUUAUCAGGCGAUUUAAUUGAACCGAUAUGGGAUUAUCUUGAGUACUGCUCCGUGCAAAAUAUUACCGAUGGUCUUUUAGUCAAUUUGCCUUAUGUCACCAAUUUAUCAAUUAUCCACUGUAACGUUUUGCAUAUCUGUGCAAACGCUUUUAAAAAUAUGAUUAGCCUCCGCAUGCUUGAUUUGUCUAUGAAUUAUGCAUUGGGCUUGGACAAUCCGUUCAACAGUUUUAAAAGUUUAAAUUCGGACUUUGAAGUACUUAUCUUAGACAAGCUUAAAGGCGACAGGACAAUAGAAUGUUCUGUCACUAUUUCGAAGAGUAUGAUUGAAUCAAUUCAACAUACCUCACUGAAAAUGAUUUCCUUAGAUGAUAAUAAGAUAAGUUCAAUUGAUAAAGAUGCGUUUUCGUUAUUUCCUAAAACUUUGGAAUAUAUCAGAAUGAGACGAAACAAAUUUGAAUUAGGUAUAUAUAUGUUGUUUGCAUAUCUAGUAACAAACGUCAGAAGACUUGAAGCAUCGUAUUCCCACAUGGGGCUUCAAUUUGCCAUCUCGCACGAUUCUGAUAUAUCAGAUUAUUCUACUGAUUUUGUGUCUGAAUAUAUCAAUUACACAUCAACUAAUGCUUUCAAUAACAAUAAACACCAUUACCGUUUAGCCGCUAUAGGUGAUCACCAUUUUAACAUGGGACAUUCUAAAGCUAAAGAUUGUCCAAAACCGCUGUUGUAUAUUCCAACAGUUACUAUAACUGCGUUUCUACCACCGAAAUUGGAAUAUUUAGAUAUAAGUCAUAGUAAAAUUGGGUUACCAAUCUACGACUUUUAUGUCGAUCCAAAUAAUUCCGUUAAAAUAAUCAAUGCUUCAAAUUCAUUGCUAUAUUGCUGGGCGGGACCUAUUCAUGGUGGCAAAAAUGUCGAAAUACUUGAUCUGAGUAACAAUUUUUGUUCUGUUGCCAAUGAAACAUUCUUUAUUAAUUUUCCAAAACUGAAGCGUGUGCAUCUCCAAGGUAAUUACCUUUCUUAUGUUGUAAAACGUGUGAGCAUUUUUUAUUCAAAUUUGGAACUUGAAUACGUUGAUUUGUCCACAAAUACAAUAAAUAACAUACAUCCCAACUUUUUUAAGAAUCAAACAAAAAUGCGAUGGAUAUAUUUGUCUAAAAAUAAUUUAAUUGAUUUUGACCACAGACUAGCUCACAUGUCAUUUUUAAACGUUUUAAAUCUAUCAGAAAAUCGCAUAUACACUUUGAGCAACAACUUGCGAUCGGAUCUUGAUGACAUCGUUACGUCCAGAAACAACGACACUUUGACAGUUGAUUUGUCUAAAAAUGUUAUUGCUUGUUCAUGUGACAACCUAGAAGUAUUAGAGUGGAUUCUUGAACACACAGCGCCAACCUCCAAUCUCCUAUCGGUGAAAAUAUCAACUUGUUAUUACAUUCACAAUAUUUCGGCCCUUCCAUCACCAACAGUCAUUUGGACUAAGAACGAUUUAGCAUACCAAAUUACCUUCCUUCAAAAGUUCUGCACCUCAUACUCGUCGUUGUUGAUAACAUUGGUCGUUAUUUUAUUUGUUGUCGUAAAUAUUAUCGUCGCUUCUUUGAUACACCGGUUUAGAUGGAAAAUUCGCUAUUGGUACUAUGUUGGGCAUAGUAAUGAUACAACAUCUAACGACUAUACAGCCCUUGACAAUUCGUUGCGAUUUUCACGAUUCAAGUAUGACAUCUAUCUAGCCUACGAGGAAGACGCCCGUGAAUUCGUUUUUGAAACAUUGAAACCAAAACUUCUUGAAUUUGAAUAUGUUGUGUUUGUGCAUGACGACAUUUUGGAUGGACUACCGCUUUGCAACGUGCUAACAAAAUCUAUUCACGCGAGUCGAGUUGUUGUGUUUAUUCUCUCAAACGGUUCAAGACAAAGUUUGGAAUGGAAGAUAGCUGCACAUAUUACAAAUGAAGAAUCGAAUUACAGAGGAAAACCGAUAUCUCUGGCGAUGUUUUACAAUUCGGACUCAACUCAAGGACUUCCGGAGAAUUUGCAGCUAUUGCGACAUGAUGCGUUUAUCGAUUACCCAAUCAACGGUAGCGAUGGGGAAAUAACAGCCUUUUGGGAGGAUUUAAAAACUAAAGUUCAUGCCAUUGACAAAACGGCAUUGUAAUGUAUUUCAAAUUUUAACUAUAUGGUAAAGGUAUAUCAACAAGUUUAUUUUUACUUUUUAGUGUAAUAUGUCGCUUCUUUAAUGCGUUUAUCUAUCAGAUGACCAGAUUUAACAAAUGGGCGCGAACACAAUGACAGUGCUCUGUACACUAUUCACCGUCUCAACAUUGUUUGAAUGUUAUGUAUUUUCCGUGGUUCUCUUUACAAAGUUAGAAUAUGAUGAAAGAUUGCAUAAACAGUAAAGAACAUUAUCUUAGCACGUUUUCGAGUAUUUAAGUUAUUUAUUAGAAACACGUCAUACUUGUCAAUAGACGUUGCAAGUCGUACAAUGUAGUGUGUAAGGUGUAACGGAAAACGUAUCAUAUUAUUCAUUUGUAUAUACACGAGUUGUCUGCCUUUCUAUAAUUUAAAGGUCAUAUGGGUAUUUUUAUCACCGAAGACAUUUCAGACAUAAUUUGAAUUCUAUUUGCCGAUGACCUUGCGAGCUGCGCUGAUACAGUGAUCGAACUACAAUCACAAUUGAACUCAAUAUCGAUUUUUUUUUAACGUACUGGUAUGUCAAUGAAUCGACAAAAGACGGAAAUUAUUGUUUUUUUAGAAACGGAGGUCCGCUAAGAGCAUACGAACGUUGGGUCUAUACAAAUAAUCCGGUAAAUGUCACAUCCGUAUAUAAAUAUAUGGGUCUUCUUUUUACGCCUAAACUAUAAUGAAGGAAAGCGAGAGAAAAACUUGCAGCUCAGGUCCGAAAAUCUAUUUUUGCUAUUAAAUCAUACCAAAGAAACUUUGGAUAUUUUGUUCAUAUACGGAUUUUUUUGAAUUGUUUGAUUCAAUGGUCAAACCUAUAUUUUCAUAUUGUUCCGAGAUAUAUUGAUUAGAAUUCUCGGACAUAAUUGAAAAAAUACAAAUCGAGUAUUUUAAAUAUUUUCUUGGUGUAAAUAAAUCUGUAAAUGAUAGCAAGGUACUAGGAUAAUGUGGUAGAUUACCGCUUUGUAUAAAACAUCAUGUAAAAUGCGUUAAAUAUUGGUGUAAAUAGAUAAGUAUGACAGAGGAUCGAUAUCCUAGAAAUUGCUAAUAAAAGCGGCACGACGAAAUCGGAAGAUCUAAUUGGGUGACAUCAAUUCUGUAAAAAACAUUUUGUACCGUUAUGGUUUUUGUGUGGAUAAGUCAAGAGAUAGGAAAUGUGAAACUAUUCUUAAUUUCAUUUAAACCAAGAUUGAUUGAUUGUAAAACACAGAACUGGCUUGAAACUCUUAGAAAUUCAUCAAGAUGUGAUACCUACAAACCUAUGUUAAACCCAGAAAAAUAUUUGUUUAUUGACAUACACUUUUAUGUUCAAAGUCAGUUGCUAGAUUUCGUUGUUCAAGUCAUAAACAGCAAUUGAAACUGGUCGACAUUUAGGAAUUUCUAGAGAACACCGAAUUUGUACAUAUUUCUCAGUCUAUUUUAAUAAUAUAUGCAUUGAAGAUGAGUUCCAUGUAUUUUAAAUGCCCACAAUUUAACCAAGAAAGGUAAAUGUAUAUUUUUCCAUGGUACGAUGGUGAACAAAAUUUCCAAACAUUUUGCAAUCUUAUGCAAAUUUCUGAUGAAAGAAAACUAAAAAGCAUAGCCUGUUAACGAAAUAAUGAAAAAGAAAGAUGUAGAUCAAAUUGAUGUUAAACAUUGAUGUAUCACUACUCAUAAAUUGUAUGUUGAUACUUAUGUAUUCUGUAUUUUGGGCGGGUGGCCUUUAUUUACAAAUAAACUUUGUAUUGUCUUG
Dreissena polymorpha is the source of this 4658-nucleotide messenger RNA. RefSeq names its product toll-like receptor 4. Gene Ontology annotation, molecular function: protein binding. Lineage: Eukaryota; Metazoa; Mollusca; Bivalvia; Myida; Dreissenidae. The transcript is spliced from 2 exons. The coding region runs from base 132 to 2903 and encodes 923 amino acids. Gene Ontology annotation, biological process: signal transduction. The record is from RefSeq and is a predicted model, not a curated record.